Messenger RNA from Andrographis paniculata, 1935 nucleotides. RefSeq lists its product as uncharacterized. The record is from RefSeq and is a predicted model, not a curated record. The coding region runs from base 669 to 1598 and encodes 309 amino acids. Lineage: Eukaryota; Viridiplantae; Streptophyta; Magnoliopsida; Lamiales; Acanthaceae. The transcript has 2 exons. Gene Ontology annotation, cellular component: nucleus. Gene Ontology annotation, biological process: defense response to fungus.
AUUUAUUUUAGCCAAAUAAAAAAUUCAUAGAACAUCAAGUGAAAAUCAAAGAUCUGUUCUGUUGAGGGAGAGAUUAAAGGAUCAAUACAACCUAAAUUACAACUGAUCACGAUUGAAAUCCUUUCAAUUUUGAAGAAACGGUGAGUCGAAUUUUCCUUUUAGGGUUUUAUUUUCGGUGUUUUGAAUCUUCAAUUGACCAGCGUUAAGUUGUUGUAAUUUGGGUAUUUUGUUAAACUUCGAGUCUUCCAUGCGUCUGAAACAGAAUCCGUAUGUUAUUUUGCUUGAAUUUCGGUUGCGCUAGAUGUUUUUGGCAGUAAAGCUUGUGUUGCCCUUUUUGCCCCUUUUUUAGGUUUUAAUUUGGUUUCAAAUUACUAUCGGAUUUACAAAUCAAGCUUGAACAGCUCUUUUUGAUGUUAUAAAUCUGUUUAUGCUUUAGAUUUUCAAAAAUACUAACAAUCAGUUCGAGAUUUUGUUAUUGCUCAGUGUAUUUAUUUGAUUAUGAAAACUGUAAGAUCAGAAUUGGUUUCAAUUUAGUGUUAUGAUUUCAUCACCAGAUUCUGCCAUGGAAUAGUAAUAGUAAUGCUCUGCUUCCUUUCACAAUCACAGGCUUUGUGUUAUUUCUGUAUUUGUGUUGAAGAAGAUUCAAUUGCUUACAAAUUACAGUAAAAAUGGUGUUAAGAAAGGGGCAAAAUGUGGAGGUUAUGGUAAAAUCCGAUGAACCGUUUUGGUGGCGUCCGGGUCGAAUUCUUUCGGGAAAUAGCUGUAUGUGUCGUAUACAAUAUUGCAGUUGUUCUAACCCUGAUAACGGACAUGUUGAGAUGGUGUCGACAAAGGUUGUCAGGCCGUGCCCUCCGGUGGGGCAAGGCGGUGAGAAUUUCAACGCCGGAGAUGUCGUGGAGGUGUUUUACGACGAUAUUUGGAUGGCCGGUAAAGUUUUGAAAGUUGUCGAAAAGAAAAGAAGACAAUGGAUGGUAAGGCUCCCGGGAUGCACGCGUAUGCGCGAAGCAAUCGUUGAUCGAUCUCAAAUUAGGAUGAGAAGUAUUCGGCGCGACGGAAAAUGGAUUACUCCGAAUGCAAAGAGUUUCAUUGUCUCCACGAGAUCGCUAAAGUGGAUGUCUCCCUACGGCUCGUCGAUCAUCGAAGCGAGCAAUCGACAUGUCCAAAAGCUACAAGCAAUCGAGAAAGACGACCGGAGAACAGCUAGAAAAAUCUUUUGCGAUAAUUCAGACAGCGAUGGCGCCUCCGUUGGUAGCUGUAGUGUCGCCGAUCGUAAUCGAGAAAAUUCUUACGUUCCAUUUACACCCCAGGCUCGGCGAGAAAGCGACGGCGCUUGUAGCGACACGGAGUCGUGCAGCAAUCCGAUUGCAUCGUUUAGGUUCAAGGAGGACGUGGAAGUGAAUGUCCGUUUGUUAGAAAUCGAUGCUUAUCGUAGAACGCUUGAAGCGUUGUAUGCUUUGGGGCCGUUGAGCUGGGAACGGGAAAAGUUGUUGACGGAUCUUCGGAUUUUUCUCGGCAUAUCGAACGACGAACAUAUGGCGGAGCUGAGGCACCUCAGAUCGGAGAAUGAUCGGAAACAUUUUCGAUCGUUUGCUCGGUGAGAAAGAUGAUCAUUUUUGGAAAGUUUAGACUUUGCUUUGCUUGUAGGAAUUAACAUUUUGACAGAUUUUUUUUGCUUUAGGGUGUGUUUGUUCGGGAUUGGAUUUUAAAUAUACUAUUCAUCCUUUUUUUUUUUUUCAAAAACAUCAAAUAAAACACCUAUUUUUUAUUUUUUAUAUUAUAUUAAUAUUGAUUUUACGUUGAAAACAUCACAUCAACACCUGUUUAUAUCAUAUCAUACAACUAUUCAAAUUCAAUAUUUUUAAUAUUCAAAUUUCAACUCAAAAUCCAAACCCCCAAAUAAACACACCCAAGAGUAUUAAAUCAAAUAAUUCUUUG